AUGGCGAAAGAUAGAUACUUGAGUGAAUCGGAGCAAAAAGUUGCUCUAGAACUGAAGAAAACCGGUAUGAGCAAUCGUGAAAUAGCAAGGAGAAUAAAAAGAUCCGAAACAGUGAUUCGAAAUUUGCUGAAGAAAGGUGAAAAAUACGUUGUAAAGAAGAAAACCAAGGGAAAUACCAAAAUCAGCAAUCGUGAACGAAACCAAAUUCUGGAGCUGGCUCGAACUGGAAGGUACAAUGCAACCGAAAUUAAGCAGGAACUUAGACUCCCAAUUACCAACAAGCGAAUUGCGCAGAUACUGCGAGGUUCUGGACAAUUGAAGUACACCAAAAAGGCCAAGAAACCGAAUUUGUCUCAAGCUCAAUUCAGGCGAGAUUGGAUUUCGCCAAAAAGUACAUGA
Molecule: messenger RNA, 399 nt
Organism: Uranotaenia lowii
Lineage: Eukaryota; Metazoa; Arthropoda; Insecta; Diptera; Culicidae
Exons: 1
Coding region: 1-399 (132 amino acids)
Source: RefSeq, a predicted model, not a curated record